UUUAGUUCAUUUAUCGUCUGCUUCCACCGAAGUGAUAUGUUGACACGAUACGUGGAUCAAGUAUUAUCAUAUGAUCAUGGGAUAUAACUGUAGAAUGGCGAUCUUAGAUAAGAAUAACUACCUAUAUAAUUUAAUUUUUGGAUAUCAGCGGUGGUACAGGAUAUAUAAGUGACCUGCUUAGGACGUAAUACUCUAAAGAAACACGGGGACAGUUUGAAAAAGAAAACAGAAGGAAGAAUAAUUAAAUCCAACAUGACACGACCCAAAGUGAUCCAAAUAUUAAAAUAUGUCGGUUUGUUUGUCGGUUGUGUAGCUAAAUUUACCAGUGGUUCAUUAUUUGUGUUUAACGCCUAUCAAAAUGCCAUCAAAUCUACGUUCAAUUAUACACAAUCAGAAGUGGAACUUCUAUCGUCCGCCUUAAAUCUUGGAUUAGGAACGGGAUUUCUUCCAGGAAUGCUGUACGACCGGUUUGGACCAUUCUGGACGUCUGGUUCUGGGCUUCUGGUGUCCAGUUGUGCUUAUUUCCUUAUAUGGAGUACAACUAAAUCUGUUGAUUUUUAUAAAACAAGAUCAGGUUUAGUUGCAGUGUAUUAUUAUUUUGCCGGGUUUGGCUCAUUGUUUAGUUAUAUGUCUGCUCUAAAUACAAACGUAAUCAACUUUCCUGCUGAACAUAGGGGUAAAGUAAUUGGGCUGUUAAACGCAUGUUUUACUGGUAGCCCUUCCAUAUUUGCAUUACUUUAUUACCAUGUUUUUUCAACUGGUGACUAUAAUCGUGUAGAAAAUCAAGAUUUUUCCGGAUUCAUGUUCUUUUUUGCCAUUUUGUUUGUGGUGAUGAACUUGCUAUGUAUGCUUUUCCUGCACGAUCUUUCUAAAUUGAAAUCGAAGGAGUUAGUUAUUUCAAACAGCAUCGACGAAAACAGUAUUCAGGCAUCUUCAGGGACUUCUAUAAAUCAUCAAGAUGGUACGGCCACAGAUAAAGACACCUCACCCAUAUUACAAGAUGGAGAAACCCAAGACGGGACGUCAUUUUCGCGGUUUUUAAAACUAGUGAAAAGGUUAGACUUUCAACUUCUAACUGUGUCUUUUACGUUUGCGGCUGUGUUAGGGUUAGUGAACACUAAUAAUAUUACUGUGAUAACCAAAGCCGUAGGGCUGUCAUCAUACGAUAACAUUAUUUUAAUAUCCAUGCCGGUUGCGAAUACUAUACUGAGUUUGGUCAUCGGGCCACUUUCCGACAAAGUGAAAGCCAAAUGCCCUCGUCUCACUUUUUUCUUAGCUUCCUGUGUAUUUUUCACCUUUGCUGAAUUAGUUUUUAUAAUGUUUGCUUCGUCAAUUGGUGGAAUAUUUAUAGGAAUAAUACUUGCUGGUUUUGGCAUUGGAAUUUUAUGGACAUUAGUUCCAACCAUAGUCAGUGAGCUGUUUGGAAUUUCGGAUUUUGGAAGAAAUUGGGGAAUACUUCUAAUGCUUUCCGGACUUGGAUCAUUGGCCGGACAAGCCAUAUUUGGUAAAAUUUAUGAUUCCAUGAUCACGGAGUCAGGGGGUCUUUAUUGUUAUGGCACAAAAUGCUUUUUAUAUGAUUUUAUUUUUAUGGCCAUUUUAGGACUGAUCUCAGUAAUAUUAGCCGCCAUUUUAGAUAUACGGUUUCGAAAAAGACAAUAUAACCAAAUACCCUAGUUAUUAAAGAUAUGGGAAAUAUUAUUGACACAGGGCUUUAAAAAAAACCCAUCAUAUUUGUUCAUUGGCACGGUGGGGCCGCCCGAUAGAAACAAAGUAACCGCACAAAGAUUUUCAGCUUUUGAAAUCCUAAAGUCGAAAAAAGCAGUUUUGGAUAGAAUAAACAACCUAGAAAAUGAAUAGCUUAAAAAUGCAUUAUGUAAGAUUUCGAUAAAAAGCUGACAGUUGUAGCUAUCGUAGUUUAUAAGUAGACAACGAAAAAGGAAUAUAUUGAAAAUGUCAAAUUACUUUAUUCUAAGCGAAGUUAUGAAUGUUGGAAGUUUUGAUAAGAAUAGCGUAGUCUUGAUUUUCAUUCAUAUACCACUUUUGCGAUAAUAAGAAAUGUCUAGAUUAUCUAUUUUAAACUGAAUUACUAAAUAGAGAUCGUGUUUCAAUCCAUUAAAAAUCACGACCAUCGGAUUAUCUAGAGAGUUGUUUAUAGGCUUGUCAUGUGAAUAAAUGUCUAAAUUUUAAUGUUUAACAUUUUGGGCCAAAUGAAAGACCUGCAAUACUUUUAGGCAAAUUAAACUCUUACAUAAUGCAUCUUUAAUAGCUGGGAAUGUUACAAUAUAUUACACUUUAAUAUCUGAAUUAGAAAAUCAACGAUGUGGGGCUUCUAUGUUGCUAUCAAUACCGAAAGCGAUAGAAAUAUUUAAUAUAUAUGUAAAUGAAUACAGUUAAACAUCAAUUUUACAUACAAAUUUAAAAUAAUAUAUACGCUUUUUUAUAUUAAUUUAAUGAAAUGUGAAGCGGUGAAUUUAAUCAUGUCUAAACAUAAUCGAUAUGCUUUAUAAUUGUAUAUAUUAAGAUAACCGAUAAACAAAAUUAAACAUAUAUUAGUACCGCCAUCUUUAUUCGUCAAUGGAAAGAAUAAAAUUAUGUUUAUAUUAGGAACCAGGGGCCUGUUUCACGAAAUUUUAACUAAAGAUAAAAUCCAAAUUUUAGUCGAUUCUUCAAUUUUGAUUGGCUAAGCACUAAAAUCAAUCUAAUAUUAUCCAAUCAAAUUUGGAUUUUAUCAUUGUUAAAAUUUGGUGAAACAGGCCCCAGGUUCAAUGCAAAGUAGAAAAUGAAAUGUGUUAUCCGGCCAGAUAACUGUGAUUAUAACCUUACGACUGCGAACAUUACCAAACCCGUUAAAGAGCAAACACACUGCGUUCCCAGACAGUAUAUUUCUGACAAUAUUGCAAGCAUAUAUACUUCCUUUAUAAAUAGUCUUUAAAGGAGACAGACUAAUUUAUUUGUAACCGUGAUAUUAUGAUAGUUGAAAUAAAAUGUUUUUAUCUAAAUAAUCGUUACUGUAAGUGGUUCUUUUAUGAGCACACAAACGUGUACACGGCAAGGUUCGGGUCUCACUCUAUUCGAACAAUUCGAUACACCUUUCCUUAUCAUUGUAUUUCGUGUGUUGGUGAUCUGGAAUUGGAAUUGGUGAUCUGGAACUGGCAACAUUUCAUCUUAGCCCACUGCAUGG
Molecule: messenger RNA, 3181 nt
Organism: Patella vulgata (common limpet)
Lineage: Eukaryota; Metazoa; Mollusca; Gastropoda; Patellidae
Exons: 3
Coding region: 253-1674 (473 amino acids)
Biological process (GO): transmembrane transport
Cellular component (GO): membrane
Molecular function (GO): transmembrane transporter activity
Source: RefSeq, a predicted model, not a curated record